CAACAAGUUUGACUUCUGUUUCCAGACUGAUAAAGUUCCAUCACAAAUUAAACCUGACAAACUUUUUUUUUUUCCUGGAUAAAAGGACUGAAAACCUGUUACUCAACAUGUUUUCAGUAAGGUGUUUGGAACAACUGUUUGUGAUCAUGGUUCUCGUCAGUAUCCUUACAGAGGCAAACCCACUGCCGCUUAGAAAGAGAUCCAUCAGUGAGGUACAACUUAUGCACAACAUUCGAGAACACAAACAAGUUGGAGAAAGACAGGACUGGCUUCAGGAGAAGUUAAAGAAAAUUAUUGUCUCUGGAUCUAAACAUCAACAUGAGAAACCAGGAAAUCUCAUUCAAAAUGAUGUUUUUGUACUAAACACAUAGAAAUAUUAAUCUGUUUGUUGUCCCAUAAAUCUUACCAAACAGAAUCCCAUGCUAUAGUUUUUUUCU
This is a messenger RNA of Melanotaenia boesemani (Boeseman's rainbowfish), 437 nucleotides long. It is a transcript of the gene pth1b, whose product is annotated as parathyroid hormone 1b. The transcript has 3 exons. Gene Ontology annotation, biological process: intracellular calcium ion homeostasis. The record is from RefSeq and is a predicted model, not a curated record. Gene Ontology annotation, cellular component: extracellular region. Lineage: Eukaryota; Metazoa; Chordata; Actinopteri; Atheriniformes; Melanotaeniidae. Gene Ontology annotation, molecular function: hormone activity. The coding region runs from base 108 to 371 and encodes 87 amino acids.